AUGGAAGACACCGCUUCGAGCUCUACUAUCACCAGCGCCCUGCGCGACAUCCGCCGAGGGCAGUCGCAAUUGACUGCCGCCAUCGAAUCUCUCUCCGACAGACUCGAGUCCAGCAAUUUUGCCACCACCGCUCGUACUGGGCAAGUUGUUCCAGAUGCCAAGCUCCAGGGCUCUGCUUCCCCCGCCCAACAACCGGAUGUCGUGAAUGUCGAACGACAGUCGAAUUUGACUGACACCUCUCCGAAUACUGCCACUGAAGACUUACAGGUCCCCAGGGCAGCUCCUCCGCGGUCGGGCUUUACAUCUCGCAUCAUUCUCACCACUUAUCCCAAGCAGAUUGGCAUUGAUCCGCUCCCGAUGGACUGGGGCAACCCUGACCCUACAAAGCGUGGCCCGGUUGUGGUGGCUAGAUCACCUUCUACCAUAGGACGCCGAAACGGUUGGUUCAGGAAGAUACUUUGUCAAGGCGUAUGA
This is a messenger RNA of Purpureocillium takamizusanense, 474 nucleotides long. RefSeq lists its product as uncharacterized. Bases 1 to 474 code for a protein of 157 amino acids. The record is from RefSeq and is a predicted model, not a curated record. The transcript is spliced from 2 exons. NCBI's taxonomy places the organism in Eukaryota, Fungi, Ascomycota, Sordariomycetes, Hypocreales, Ophiocordycipitaceae.